AUGGUAUCAGAGCAAGAUAAUUCCAAAAACCCAAACACCAUCAAUAACAGUCACGUGAAACCCGAUCUAGCUAAAGGAGUCAUUCACGCCAAGACUGCUCACCAAGUAUGGCAAGAUCUCAAAGAUCAGUUUUCACAAAAGAACGCGCCAGUAGUAUAUCAGAUUCAAAAAUCAUUGGCUUCACUCUCACAAGGUAACAUGAUUGUUUCUUCCUUUUUUACAAAACUCAAAGGCCUUUGGGAUGAAUUAGAUGCGUUUCGAGCCCUUCCCGCAUGCAACCAAAUGAAAGUGCAUAAUGAUCAAAUUGAAGAAGAUCGUUUAAUGCAAUUUCUUAUGGGUCUAAAUGAUGUCUAUAACGUUGUUCGAUCAAAUAUUCUCAUGAUGUCUCCGCUGCCCAAUGUUCGUCAAGCCAAUUCACUUGUUAUUCAAGAGGAAACGCAGAGACAAAUGACACUAGAAUCAACAGAAAGUUUCUCUAUCGCAGCUGCAGUUCAUAGACGUGCCAAUAGUUCAACAAAUUCAAGGAUAAGCAGUGUGAGCAUUGCAAUCGAAAAGGCCACACAAUUGAGAAUUGUCGCACUCUGA
Messenger RNA from Nicotiana attenuata, 585 nucleotides. RefSeq lists its product as uncharacterized. The coding region runs from base 1 to 585 and encodes 194 amino acids. Lineage: Eukaryota; Viridiplantae; Streptophyta; Magnoliopsida; Solanales; Solanaceae. The transcript has 2 exons. The record is from RefSeq and is a predicted model, not a curated record.